CCUGGUGAUUUCCUCGGAUGCAGCACGGAGCUUGCUUGCCGGGGACAAACUGCUGUGUAAAUGUCCCUGCAGAGACGUACGUGGCCGUGGAGCGCUUCGGUGCUUUCCGCAAACUGCUAGGGUGAACGUAUGUUUAUGGAAGAGCGCCAGAGCCUCAUUUUCACCCCAAGAAUUGGGGCUCCCCAAACAUCUCAAGAUGGCACACCGAGACAUGAAGACUGGACCAAAGAGACCCCUACUAUGAAGCAGCCCUAUCUGUGAGGUCCAUGUUUUUGCCUACGCGUGGAAAACCGCACGUGUAGUGGUUGCAUUUUUCGAACACGUACCUUUUCGGAGCUGUCAGAUGUCAAAGGCAAUAUGAAGUUCCUUCCAAGUAUGAAGACCAGGGCUGACUACCAGUGCACGUCCCGACCCACCGAAGCUGAGAGUUUGGAGAACAAUGUGAGGACAUUCGCACCUCCACAGCCGAAUGAUCUUCCUUCGCAGUUUUCGGGGGGGGGGGCAAUUUGCAUGAUGUAUUUGCCGAUUUGGUCGGACUUUUCCUCCUUUGGCUCCAGUUUUACGUCUUCAUGGAGGUGCUCCUGCGCCGUCGCGCUCUUUGCGCGGCCCUGGUCUUAGUGCUGCGGCUGGGCGGCUUCCAUUCUGGCUUUGCCGUUGGCUCGACCUACAAGAUCACCUUUUUGCAAGAAGGCGAUUGAGAAGAGCGGAGGAGUACUGCAAAGUCACCACACAGACCAGGGAUCAUGAGUUUAUCACUGCGCAAGUGGUGAUACAGUAUUCAGUGAUCCCUUCAAAAGCCAAAGAAGCGAUCUACAAGCUGGUGCAGCAAGAGUUGGGUGGCAUGCUGAGGUCCUUUUUGAUCGGACCAAUCCGGGCAUACUUGAACAAGCAUACUCUGGAAGAAGUGUUCGGCAAGAAAGACGAGAUCAGCUUAUCCAUUCGUGAGCAGCUGACCGAUUACUUGAAGAGCUAUGGCUUUGCCGUCCAUUCACUGGAGAUGACGGAGUUGACGGUCUCUCCGGAGGUGAUGCAUGCCUUGAAUGAAGCGCAGAAGCAGCGGCGGAACUGCGACACCGCGCGGGUGGAUAUGGCGAAGCUACGGGUGGAGAAGGUGCGGGAGGCCGAAGCGGAAGCGUUGAGCGCAGAGCUCUAUGGCCGAAGGCUGAGCGAAGAGUGCCAGCAGCUGAUCCUUCAGGCGGCCUCCGAUGAAGCGCUUUGCUCCAGCUUCGAAGGUGCUCGGAGGGAGCAAGCCAUCGAGGAGACCCAUGCACAGCACUUGCCAGAACAGCUGGAUGCAGAGAUGUUGACCAGCUUGUUGAGAGAGAUUGAUGAGGAGGGUGCUUCGCUGCUGACUGGCUCGCAGGCUGCCGGCUUGGUCUUGGGCAAAGCUGGACCGUCGCAGCACAGCAUGUCGUAGAUGUGUUACAACUCCGCCAUUGUCAUCGCGACCAACUACUCGGAACGGAUCGGUGAUUUGAGCACGACGCAGAUGAAGCAGCUUCCAUGAGGUCAAGCAAGUGCCGAUCAGCGUGUUUCGGAACUCUUGAAGGAAGCAAACGUGUUCCACCCAGAUGCCAAAGAUGUGGGCGUAUCAGAAUUUGUGGAAGUAUCCUGGAGAUCAAGGAGCCAGAACGCUACUAUGAGCCAAUAUGUUCAAUGCCUCGGAUCCAUGGGAUGGCAAGUCUUGCCCACUCCUCCCACAUUUGAUCGGACGGAUGUCCGAUUUGUCUCGGUCCUGUGCCGAGAAGCGAUUGGUUGAGAAAAGACGCCGAUUGCGCUUCUGGUUGAUCCUGGGGGAAGGGUUGAUCCUAGGAUUUGUGGCUUCCUUGGUAAGACCCUUAGCUUCUUAGAUUCUUGCUACUAUAGUAUACUAUAGUAGC
Messenger RNA from Durusdinium trenchii, 1880 nucleotides. NCBI's taxonomy places the organism in Eukaryota, Dinophyceae, Suessiales, Symbiodiniaceae. The record is from the annotation of a GenBank genome assembly.